This is a messenger RNA of Acanthopagrus latus (yellowfin seabream), 936 nucleotides long. Its product is annotated as olfactory receptor 1D2-like. Gene Ontology annotation, biological process: G protein-coupled receptor signaling pathway. The transcript has a single exon. The coding region runs from base 7 to 936 and encodes 309 amino acids. The record is from RefSeq and is a predicted model, not a curated record. NCBI's taxonomy places the organism in Eukaryota, Metazoa, Chordata, Actinopteri, Spariformes, Sparidae. Gene Ontology annotation, cellular component: membrane. Gene Ontology annotation, molecular function: olfactory receptor activity; G protein-coupled receptor activity.
CUAACCAUGAUGGAUAAUGUUUCUGAUAUAACAAUGUUUUUCCUUUCAGGUUUAAAUGAAACAAAUAACCACAGAUUUAUUCUCUUCUUUCUCACUUUACUGUGUUACUGUGUAAUUUUGCUGGUAAAUAUUUCUGUUAUUGUGACCAUCAUCAUGGAUAAUAACCUGCAUGAACCAAUGUAUAUUUUACUGUGUACUUUUUUCAUGAAUUCACUUUAUGGGACAAUAGGUUUCUACCCCAAGUUUCUCUGGGAUCUGCUUUCUCCUGUUCAUGUCAUCUCUUAUUCUGGAUGUCUUGUUCAGGUUCAAGUAAUUGCCUCAUUUGUCUUCACUGAUCUGUCUAUUCUUUCAGUCAUGGCAUAUGACAGAUAUGUGGCUAUAUGUCGACCCCUGGAGUACCACUCUGUCAUGUCAAAGCAAAGGCUCAUUAUUUUAGUCUGUUUCUCUUGGAUGACACCUUUUUGCAUUUCAGGUAUUAAUGUGUUUCUAACAUCUAGAUUAAAGUUAUGCAGCCAACAUAUUGCCAAAAUUUAUUGUAUGAAUUGGAUGAUUGUGAAACUUGCUUGUUUUCCAGCUGAAACUGCAGUUAACAGCAUAGUUGUAUACAUCACAGUUUUCAUUUAUUUAUUUCAUGGUAUAUUCAUAGUUCUGUCCUACAUGUAUCUAAUUAAAACAUGUGCAAAUUCUAUUGAAAACAGGGCAAAGUUCAUGCAAACAUGUGUGCCACAUUUAACCUCCCUACUCAUUUUUCUUGUAAAUAUACUUUCUGAUGUCAUCUUCAUGCGAUUUGGUUCAAAAGAUUUCCCUCAAGCCCUCAAAAACUUUGUUGCAUUAGAAUAUCUUGUCAUACCUCCCUUAUUAAAUCCAUUCAUUUAUGGUUUCAAAUUGUCCAAAAUUCGAAACAGAAUCAUGGUUGUCCUUACUUUAAAAAAAUAA